Molecule: messenger RNA, 1142 nt
Organism: Solanum verrucosum
Lineage: Eukaryota; Viridiplantae; Streptophyta; Magnoliopsida; Solanales; Solanaceae
Product: expansin-B15-like
Exons: 4
Coding region: 83-913 (276 amino acids)
Biological process (GO): sexual reproduction
Cellular component (GO): extracellular region
Source: RefSeq, a predicted model, not a curated record
AACUCAUCCCAACACAAGAAGUAAGCUUAUAGUACUAGUUGUUUAAUUUAAUUGAGAAGACUUUGUUUUGCAAUUCUUGACAAUGAGUACUGCUCUUAUGGCUCUGAACCCCUUUACUAUCGUCACAUAUUUUACACUUUUUUCUAUUUUGACUAUUUCUUGCUCUUGUUUCCACCCAAAACGUCUCAAUAAUGUAUCAAAAAUUCAAUCAAAUUCCGACUGGUCCCCAGCCGGAGCUACUUGGUAUGGAAGCCCUAGUGGUGCAGGAAGUGAUGGUGGAGCUUGUGGGUAUACUAAUGCCGUGGACCAACCACCAUUCUCCUCCCUAAUAGCCGCUGCUGGCCCUUCUCUAUUUAACUCAGGCAAAGGCUGUGGUGCUUGUUAUCAGGUAAAGUGCACAGGAAAUAAAGCAUGUUCAGGAAAGCCAGUGAGAGUUGUAAUAACAGAUUCGUGUCCUGGAGGACCUUGUCUAUCAGAAUCAGCACAUUUUGAUUUAAGUGGCACUUCUUUUGGAGCUAUGGCUAUUUCUGGACAAGCUGAUCAAUUACGUAACGCUGGAGUUCUUCAAGUCCAAUACAAGCGAGUGGAGUGCAACUACCCUGGAGUAAAAUUGACAUUUCACGUAGACUCAGGUUCAAAUUCCAACUAUUUCGCAGCUCUAGUUGAGUACGAAGACGGGGACGGAGACCUAAACAGAGUUGAUUUGAAGCAAGCAUUGGAUUCAGAAUCAUGGCAACCCAUGCAACAGUCAUGGGGUGCUGUGUGGAAGCUCGAUACUGGUUCCUCCCUAGUAGCGCCUUUUUCGCUCAAACUUACCGGGGAAUCCGGCCAGACUGUGGUGGCUAACGGCGUUAUUCCGGCAGGUUGGCAGCCUGGAAAAACUUAUCGAUCAGUUGUUAAUUUUAAAGUCUAAGUUAAUAAUAUUAGACUAUAUAGUAAAUGUUUAAAAAUUACGUACAAGUCAAUUUGGUUGACUUUGUUAUGUUGUCAAAGUCAAAAUAAUUAAGGUGAUCGAGUAGAAGAAUAAAGUAGAAAAAUGUGGUUGUUGUGUAUUUUUAAUAUAUUAAUACCACGCCAUUUGUUGUGAUUUAGUACUACCGUAUCUAUGAGUAGUACUAAAUAUCAAUUAUAUGUUUAUCCUA